GUGGCGGCACUCCACACUUUUUUUUCUCUCUAAUUCUCGUAAACUGCCAGCGGCUGCCGUGCCUCGAAAUCGAGAGCCACCGUCCACACAGGCUGGUCCAUCUCUGCCGGCGCGCAAGCCUUUCUUUCUUGUGCUCUUCUUGCGAAUCGCGUAGAGGCAAGAGCGGUCCAGAAGUCUGUAUUUUCAUCCCUCCCCCCUUUUUUCUUUAUUAUUAUUAUUAUUAUUAUUUUCGCUCAUCGGCAUGGCGCACGUCGUCUCCACGAAAUCGCACGUCGCUGGCGCCGCGCAGCGCGUUGCUGUGCGCGAAGGCGAACCUGAACAACCCCAGCAGAAGCCGCAACAGCAGCAGCUCUACGCCGCCUACGCAACGGUGUACGCCGCCCACUCUACCGCUUUUCAGCUCCUCGCAGAAGGCGUGACCCUCUUCGCAGCCGAGUGCUCUCCGACCGCUGAGGCAGACAAGCCGCUCCCGUCACCUACCCACCCAAGCACCGCAGAGGAGCGACGGUAUACCGUGGAGGACUUGCUUCUGCGCUUCACCGACCUGCAAACGGCUCUGUCGCCGGCCAGCUCCAUCACUUGUACCACGCAGGAGGGAGCGGAGAGCAGCGAUGACGGAAGGAACGACGGUGAGGCGGCGGUGCAGGAGGCCGUUCGGGUCUUAGAGGCUUGCCUGCCUGCAGACUUGCGGGAGUCGAUGCGGUUGCCCAACGCGCCGGUAUACGCGGCUGCCGCUGCACCGGCGGUGCUCGCCUGCCCCUCCGAUGUGGUGCAACUUGCCCUGCUCCUCCGUCGUCACUGGACCUUACAGCGCGACAUCUGCCUUUGCAUUCCAGCUCUUCUAGAUAUUUUCUCACGUAUGCAGACAGAGCCGGCGGACGCCGCGAGUCGCGCCCAACACACCGAGACGCCGGUGAACGCGCCGCAGCUGAGUGUGGUCCUGGCACUCGCCGUAUUGCAGCUGCGCCACGCCGGGGACACCCUCGAGACCCGGCCGUCUUCCCAGGAGAACGAGGCCAUUUACACGCCCACCGAGCAGUGUCUUAUACACUCCUUCGCCCAGCCGCUGGUCGCCUCCGCCUCCAACACGGUCUUCACGAUGCUCCCCCUGUUUCUCUGGCAGGCCUGGGCGGAGUGCGGCGCAGCGAGCAGAAGAAGCAAGCAGCAGCAAAUAACCUCGUCUGCGCGACAAACCGAAGUAGCCGGUGACCGCGAUGAAGUGACAGCCUCUCUCCUUUCGUCCAGAGAAGCCGCCGCCGCGCACGGCUACGCCACGGCAUGUGCGAUGACGAAGCAGCUGUGCAGGUGGGAGGCGCAUCUAGCCGUGUACGUGCACGCACAGCUGGCGAGCCUUGCCUCCUCUUCGCCAACGCCACCGCCGCCGUCAGAAAGGGAAGGGGGAGAGAAAGAGGGGGACAGCAAUCGAAGCCUCUUCACGACGAAAACCGACGCGUCUUUUCUCGCGUCGGUGCAGACGGAGCUGGGUGGGCUGCGGGUGGCGUGCACCGCUACACAGCUUCUGUGGCUCACCAUUGCAGCCUCGCUUUACCCGUCACCGUCGUCCUCUCCUCCUCUUAUGGAACAGGAGGAGGAGCAGCAGCAGCAGCAGCGUUUGCAGGUGCUGGCAGUUGUUUUGAAGCGUUGCGGGAAGGUCGAGAAGCUGCUCCGCUCAUUGUGGUCGAGCGAGGCGACGGCACGCCUGCUGCUGCCUGGUGUGCUUCUGUGGCUCGGCUAUGCCACCGAUGCGAGGCGUCACGCAGAAGGCGGCAACGACGGUGGAGAGAACAGCAGCAGUAGCAAUCACAGCUACACCCCGUCACAGGAAUGCCGCUACUACUGGCAAGAAGCGUAUACGCUGGGUCAGCAAGUCCUUGGACGCUUGCACCCUUUUGUGGAGAAGCUCGCCAGCUUGCUUCUGCACUCCACCACCGCCGCAGCAGCAACAACUCCAUCGCCCACACCCGACGAGAAGCCUUACGAAGCGAAGAAGAGGCUCUCAGCAGAUGCGGGGGGCAUCCACCGAGCUGCUGCGCUUGCCCCGACGUAUCGCGCCACCACUCCGCUGAUCCCAACGCAGCUGCCCGCCCGCUCGUCUGCCCUCCCCGCUCUACCACGCGGCACUCCAUCGUCCACUUUCCUGCCAAAGCUGCUGCCGCCUGUGUCUUCGCAGCAGCAACAGCAGCAGCCUGUACGCACCGCGACAACACCGAAUCCCCGUCUUUCCCCUUCUCCACCCCCUCCCCGUCUGCCGGCCAGCUCGAGCGGCUUCGCGUUCGCCGCUUCCACGAUGCCACGCCCGCCCGGCGCCUCGCGUGCCUUCACGACGGCCUCCUCCUCCGCGCCAUCACAGCAUCAACAGCAGCAACAGGUCGACAAGCCCGCGUCCACCCAACGCGCGCGUCCACUGCACACACUACUGCGUACGAUGCAUGAGCCGCAGUGGGCCGGCGGGAACGGCGGUGUCGGUGGGGCGCCAGACGCGUUUCGCAAUACGUUCCCGCCCCCGCAUCCAUUCCUGUUCUCCGCGGAUGCAGCGACGGCUGCUGAUGGGGGCACGGCUGCGGCUGCUGCCACGCUGCCCGGCACAGCCGUCGCAGCUCCGAGGCCGCCACAGCUGCCACGCGGGAAGCAGGCACUCCCCACACGCACGCAGGGCCGCGAGGCGCUCCGCCGCUGCUACCGCCUGCGCAACCCAGAGGACGCGUUUACCCUCUUCAGCAGUGUCCGCGACGCCGUUUUUGGAUCGGAAGCAGCGCGCAAGGCGUCGACGGUGCAGGGUAAAGAAAAGAAAAGGAUGAAGGAAGAGACAAAAGGAAAGCGGGAGACGAUCGCGUCAACGGAGGCGCUGCUACUCUCCGCAGACACCGAGGACUCCGUGUCGUUCCUGAACGACUCCUCCGCCGGACAGGACGCGGGGUCGCCCAGCAACCGACCGCAGCGGCGGCAACGGCCGGAUCGGCAGCUGCUGCCCCCGCUGACGGAGGUGCGACGGACCGCCAGCGCGAACAGCAAAAAAUCGAAGUCGGGCGACCCCGCGAGCCCGUCCACGAACCCGCCCUCCUCACGUGCGCGCGGACGCGAGGCGCCCUCCUCGCACACCUCCGUGAAUGACGACGGCCGAUCGGCGGAGACGCCCGCGUCGAACUCUCGAAAGAGUACCGCGUACUUCGCCGGUAGCUCUCGCACGUCGGUGAAGGAACGCGAAGAGAGUGAAGAGCAGCAGGAAGAGGACGAAGAAGAGGACGAAGAAGAGGACGACGACUACAACGCAGAAACGCUGCCGCAGCGCAACGCACGGCUCCAACGGGAAAUUCGCACCUACUUUGCCCAGCUAAACGUGCGGCGGGUGCAGGCGGCGGCGGUCAUUCAGCGCGCCUGGCGGUGCAGCCGCGCUCGACGAAUUCUGCACACCCGACAGCAACUGCUCUACCGCUUCGUUUACAUCAUCCAGAAAGCGGCCGCACUGGCGAUCGAGAGCUUCGUGCUGUGUGUGUGGGAGCAGCAGAAGCGGCGUGCAGCGCUCGCGGCGCGGCACGCGGCCGACGCGCAACGUCGAUCGCUCGAGCAGCGUCAGAUCGCCGCCGCGGAGGUCUUAACGCGGGCGGCACGGCGGUGGGGUCAGCAGCGGCGUGAGCGGCGGCGCCUGCGUGCGCAGCUCAAUCUCGAGCGGGAUGCACGGCUUCGGCUGUACGACGUGACCGCCGUGACGGUGCAGCGCUGGUGGCGGACGACGCAGCCGCAGAAGGCGUACUGGCGACGCCGCAAUGUGGAAGUGGAGGAGCAGAAGCGUCUGCGGGCGGAGGCGGAUCGCCUUGCACGGGCGGCCACCGUCAUUCAAAAACGGGUUCGUGGGGCACAGGCGCGAGGUCGUGUCAAGGAGCUGAAGCGCACCCGCGCCGCGGAGGCACUCGCGCUGCGCCUGAAGCGCGAUGCCGCGGUGACGGUGUUGCUAAUUGUGCUGCAGGAACACGUGUGCCAUGAAACUCGUGUCGCCCGCGAGGCACAGGCACGACAAGAGAACGCAGCGCAGUGCAUCGCCGAUGGCUGGCGCUCGACGGUGGCGCGGCGCCGAAUGGAGGUAGCGCUGCAGCGUGCACGUCAGCUCCGCACCGCCGCUACGUGUAUGCAGCGGGCGUGGCGACGCUACUUUGCCUGUCGACAGCGCCGCUACCUUCGGCAGAUCCGCCGCACCUUGCAAGAGGAUCGUCUCGCGCGUGAGCUUCGUCUGUCGAUGGCGCUGGUGUCGGUGCAGAGCGCGGCUCGCGGGGCGCUGGCGCAGCUGCUGGCAUACAACCUGAAGGCGCGCGUGGGCCGCACCUUCUACGAGUCCGUCCUUCUCCUGCAGGCGGUGUCGCGAGCUGGGCAGGCCCGUCAGGUGCUGCGGCAGGCGCGGCUGGUCGACCACGCACGGCGACUCGCCGCGACGGUCGCACUGGCGCAGCGCCGCCGCCACGCGAGCUGUCUCGUACAAACAAUGCUCCGCGCACAGGACGCGUCCUACGCCGUCCAGCAGCGACGUCGGCGCCACCUCGAAGAAAAACUGCACAUUUACUCCACCGCCGUGCGCGAGAUGCGCCACGACGCCGCCGCCAUUGUGGUGCAACGUGCCGUUCGCCGUCACCAGCAACGCCGGCGCACAGCCGCGGCAGAGGCUGAGGCGGCCGCAGCCCAGCAGUACCUUCAUCUGACAGCUCGAUCUGUGCAGCAGGCGUGGCGGGCACACAGUUCGCGGAAGGAACGUCGCCUCCGUGCCGCCGCGGUGGCGCGCUGUGCGCAGAAGCGGCAAGAACAGGAGGAGGUGGCGGAGCUGAUCUGGCGGGAUCAGAUGCGGGAGCUGGACGUGCUGUGUACGCUCGAGCAGCACUACCUGGCAGAGUCAGAGCACGCCGCGCGAGUGGGCCUCUAUCAGCGCUGGAUGCACCCAGACGAAGCAGAAACCGAUGCGCAAGUCACGGAGAGGUCAACGCGACAGAAUUGCGCUGAUGUGAACCGGUGGGCGGACCUAUAUGUAGAUUAG
Messenger RNA from Leptomonas pyrrhocoris, 5017 nucleotides. RefSeq lists its product as hypothetical. Gene Ontology annotation, molecular function: protein binding. Bases 242 to 5017 code for a protein of 1591 amino acids. Lineage: Eukaryota; Euglenozoa; Kinetoplastea; Trypanosomatida; Trypanosomatidae. The record is from RefSeq and is a predicted model, not a curated record. The transcript has a single exon.